Molecule: messenger RNA, 2743 nt
Organism: Pseudophryne corroboree (corroboree frog)
Lineage: Eukaryota; Metazoa; Chordata; Amphibia; Anura; Myobatrachidae
Gene: CEP78
Product: centrosomal protein 78
Exons: 16
Coding region: 451-2691 (746 amino acids)
Cellular component (GO): centrosome
Molecular function (GO): protein binding
Source: RefSeq, a predicted model, not a curated record
CGACUCAUGUCUGAAGCAGAGAGAGAGAGAGAAAGAGAGAGUCAGAUAUCCUGCAACGAACCUAGGAAGUGUCUUUGUUACAAACAAAACAGCCAGGGCAGGCAUAGCUACUGUAUUAAGAACUCGAAAAAGAAGCCACCAUCGGAACACCAUUAAAUUAUUACCAUUCGAUGGUGACAAACAUUGGAAGGGCACUAAUAAAUGUUAAAAACACUACCAUCGAAAGAAAACAUCGAUGGUUCAGAAUCAUCGUUCAUCUCUGCAAGACGGUUAGGAAACCAAGGGAACACAACGCUGUUAUGGAGGAAGCCAGAGGCAGCUGGGCACACUGUACACUGUAGCAGCAGCAGCAGCAGCGCUAAGCAAGGAAGGACCCUAUUGUACUUUCAUAAUAGACCAGUCACUGCACUCAGUGCAUUAUACAACGGACAGAAGCAUUUUUAGCAAAUCAUGAUUGACUCUGUUCGAAUACGCCGCCAAGGAGCCAUGGACUUCAGGUCUCACUAUGACUACUUGUGUCUCCUGCAAGACUCUGUUCCAUUACAAGCUGUAAAGGCUGAUCUCCGACAAGGAGCCCUAUGCUUUAAUGCCGAUCGAAUAAAAUUAUCUGAUUGGCCACCUAUUCUGAAUACUUUGAAAAUCAACAAGAACUUGACACGUGUGUCCAUAAAAAGCUGCCAUCAGUCAGGACUUGGAGAAACAGAUUCCGAAAAAUGUGGAAUCCAAUUUCGAAGGCGUAUUCCACCUGUUCGGUCAAAGGACAUGACAUUCCAAUUAUGUAGGGCAAUAACAGCCUGUUUGAGUGUGUCAAGUGCUUUGAAAGAUUUAGAGCUCCAUGGACUGCCUUUGAGAGAAAGAGAUUUGCUAACUUUAGCAAAGGGCCUGGCUGCCUCAUCCUCUUUGGAGAACUUAUCUUUACCGUAUUGUUCUUGUGGAGAUGAAGGAUUGGAAAUAAUCAUUCAAAGUGUGAAGAAUUCGGCAACAAUUAAAACAAUCAAUUUUACGGGUUGUAAUGUGACAUGGCGAGGAGCUGAGUCCAUUGCAAGUAUUAUAAAGCAUCAGGCAACCAGGAGGCACAAUGAAGCCUGGCCAGAGAGCCUUCGCUAUAGAAGGCCUGACCUUGACUGCAUGACUGGAUUGCGGCGAAUCUCCAUAAACUGCAAUACCCUUGUCGGUGACCAGGGAGCAAAGGCAUUCGCUGAAGCGCUUGAAGAGGACCUUUGGUUAAAAGCACUAGAUAUGCGGCAGUGUGGAAUAUCCAAUGAGGGGGCAAAAGCCUUUCUCCAUGCCCUGCAAACCAAUACAACUCUGAUGGUCUUGGAUGUAAGAAAAAACCCACUGAUUGACCAUUCAUUGUUGAAGACUGUUAUUGAAAGGGUUCUAUUGAAUGCUCAUGGGACAAAUAAAGAGUUCAAAUGGUUUACAUCUCCAUCUCCAAAGGAAGGGUCAAAAAUGAGAAGAGUUGCCACUUUACGAAAUGGACUGAAAGGAAAAAACACAAUCCGCAUUGGAUUUGCUACCAAGAAACCUUUUGUUUCUGGAAGAAAAUCUGCACCCAAAGAAAUGUAUUCUCCUGAACCAAAGCCUCCAGGAGCUAAAGGUUUCUUACCCUGGAGGACUGCAGAGCGGGCAAACCGACACAGAGAAUUGUCAGCAGACGGUAUUCCAUACUCUCCCACACAGACAGGUAGUCAAGUGAAAGUGUCUGUGGAUAGUGAUACUUCGUCUGACACUGAUGAAUCUGAGACCACAUCAGACCUCCUAAUCCAAGAACCCGCGGUGUCUGAAACUCUUGAUAAAAAAAACACCAAAUACUAUAGGCAGCUACAGGUUGCGUAUGAGGAAUGCCAACUGAAGUUGGAGGAGGAAAGAAAAUUAAGAUCAAGAUACGACAGCAGGAUAAUGAAGCUGGAAGUUGAAAAUGCUCGUCUGAGGCAAAUCAAUCAGACUCUUUCUGAGGCACUAGAAACACGAACAGUCACUUCUACACUAUUGGAGGAUGAAGGCGUUCUUGACAGCAUUGAAAAAUCCUUCAGCAAAUUCCACGCUUUUCUGGAUCUUCUAAAAGAUGCAGGGUUGGGUCAACUUGCUGGGCUGGUAGGCAUUGACCAGUCCGACUUUGCCUUGCCAGGGGAUCCGCAAAUGUCUUCUACAAUUGGAAAAUAUCAACAAGCGUCAUCUGAGACCAUCCACAACCUGCACAGAACCCACUUACUUGACCAGACUCCACACAUAGAUAAGAAAGGUGCUCUUAUUGGUGCGUCAGAAGCGUCCCAUGAAUUUUAUGCCACCAGCCAGAAGAGCAAAGAAGAAAGUGCGUUUGAUCUUUCUAUAAAGGAUGUACAGGCACAUAGGAUUGCUUCUGAACAGCAAAAUGCCAUGAUAGAUGCAGACUGGUUGAUAUCCAAUCAGCCUGACAAGAAAGUAGCUGGUAAAGAAUGCUCAGCAUCCGAUUCCAGUCAAAGUAAGAAAAGCAGCACAAGUAAAAAGUCCAAAGAAUCAGCUAGCAGGAAGGAUCGAAAGCAGUCUUCAGAAAAAUGUCUCUCUACAGAGACCAACAAAGUGUGUCCUGAGGACAGAAGAGAUGAGAAUAGUCACAAAACAUCACUGUUUUCUGAAGCCAGUGUAUUAGAGUCAGAAAUCCCGGAAAACCUUCAGUCUAUAGGAAGCAAACACAGUAGCUCAAAUUAGUGAGCUUCAAUCAAAAAGGGGCAGAUGUAUUAACCUGGAGAAGGCAUAAGGA